AUGAACAGGAAAGACAGCAAGAGGAAGUCCCAUCAAGAAUGCACUGGGAAAACAGGAGGGCGGGGCCGGCCCCGACAGGCCCGCCGCCACAAGACGUGUCCCAGCCCCCGGGAAAUCAGCAAGGUCAUGGCUUCCAUGAAUCUGGGCGUGCUGAGUGAAGGUGGCUGCAGUGAAGAUGAACUACUGGAGAAAUGCAUCCAGUCCUUUGCCUCAUUCCACCAUCUCCAAACCAUUCUCAGGUACUGGCUGACCCAACACCCAGAGGCGGUGCACCAGGAGCCCCAGCUAGAAGAAGUUAUAGGUCGUUUCUGGGCCACCGUGGCCCAGGAGGGCAGCUCGGCCCAGAGGAGCCUGGGAGACUCCUCCAACCUCCUAAGCCCUGGUGGCCCUGGACCCCCGCCCCCCAUGAGCAGUCCAGGCCUGAGCAAAAAGCGCAAAGUGUCUUUGCUUUUCGACCACCUGGAGACUGGAGAGCUGGCUCAGCACCUCACUUAUCUGGAGUUCCGGUCCUUCCAGGCUAUUACGCCCCAGGAUCUGCGGGACUACGUUUUGCAGGGCUCUGUGCGGGGCUGCCCGGCCCUGGAGGGUUCCGUAGGUCUCAGCAACAGCGUGUCCCGCUGGGUGCAGGUGAUGGUGCUGAGCCGUCCUGGGCCCGCACAGCGUGCGCAGGUGCUGGAGAAGUUUAUUCACGUGGCACAGAGGCUCCACCAACUGCAGAAUUUCAAUACGCUGAUGGCAGUCACAGGGGGCCUGUGUCAUAGUGCCAUCUCCAGACUCAAGGACUCCCACACCCACCUGAGCCCUGACAGCACGAAGGCCCUGCUAGAGCUGAAUGAGCUCCUGGCCUCCCACAACAACUAUGCUCGCUACCGCCGCACCUGGGCUGGCUGCAUGGGCUUCCGGCUGCCUGUACUAGGUGUGCAUCUCAAGGACUUGGUGUCCCUGCAUGAGGCACAGCCUGAUAGGUUGCCUGACGGCCGCCUGCACCUACCCAAACUGAACAGCCUCUACCUGCGGCUGCAGGAGCUGGCAGCCCUCCAAGGGCAGCAUCCACCCUGCAGUGCCAAUGAAGACCUGCUGCAUCUGCUCACGCUUUCUCUGGACCUCUUCUACACAGAGGACGAGAUCUAUGAGCUUUCUUACGCCCGGGAACCCCGCUGUCCCAAGAGUCUGCCACCCUCCCCCUUCAAAGUGCCUCUGGUAGUAGAGUGGGCCCCUGGUGUGACGCCCAAGCCAGACAGGGUCACCCUGGGUCGGCAUGUGGAGCAGCUGGUGGAGUCUGUGUUCAAGAAUUAUGACCCUGAAGGCCAAGGAACCAUUUCUCAGGAAGACUUUGAACGACUUUCAAACAACUUCCCCUUCGCCUGCUAUGGACUCCACCCACCCCCCCGCCAGGGGAGCGGGUCCUUCAGCAGGGAGGAGCUGACGGGGUACCUGCUCCGGGCCAGCGCCAUCUGCUCCAAACUGGGCCUGGCCUUCCUGCACACCUUCCAUGAGGUCACCUUCCGCAAGCCCACCUUCUGUGACAGCUGCAGCGGCUUCCUCUGGGGUGUCACCAAACAAGGCUACCGCUGUCGGGACUGUGGGCUGUGCUGCCACAAACACUGCAGAGACCAAGUGAAGGUGGAGUGUAAGAGGCCAGGGACCAAGGGCGAUGCAGGCCCCCCAGGAGCCCCUAUCCCACCCCCACCAGUUCCCCAUGCCAGCAGUGACUCCGAGGAAAAUCUCUCCUACACACUAUCCCUGGAAUCUGAAACUGGGUGCCACCUCCGCCAUGCUUGGACCCAGACGGAGUCCCCACACCCUUCCUGGGAACCAGAGAUGGUUCUCUGCCCAGAGAUGAUGGCCCCACCAUCCACCCUGUCCUCCAAGCUGAAUUCCUAGACAUCGUUUGGUCUCUCUCCCUCACUCCCUUCUCCCUUACCCUGAGAGAAAGUUAUUUUCUUCU
Galeopterus variegatus (Sunda flying lemur) is the source of this 1948-nucleotide messenger RNA. It is a transcript of the gene RASGRP4, whose product is annotated as RAS guanyl releasing protein 4. Bases 1 to 1884 code for a protein of 627 amino acids. Gene Ontology annotation, biological process: positive regulation of GTPase activity; Ras protein signal transduction. The transcript is spliced from 15 exons. Gene Ontology annotation, molecular function: guanyl-nucleotide exchange factor activity; calcium ion binding. NCBI's taxonomy places the organism in Eukaryota, Metazoa, Chordata, Mammalia, Dermoptera, Cynocephalidae. Gene Ontology annotation, cellular component: plasma membrane. The record is from RefSeq and is a predicted model, not a curated record.